Messenger RNA from Nicotiana attenuata, 654 nucleotides. RefSeq lists its product as uncharacterized. Lineage: Eukaryota; Viridiplantae; Streptophyta; Magnoliopsida; Solanales; Solanaceae. Bases 1 to 654 code for a protein of 217 amino acids. The record is from RefSeq and is a predicted model, not a curated record. The transcript has a single exon.
AUGUCUAGUGAUGACAAUGAUACACUCACCAGCGAUCCAUCAAUGACAGAGCUCAAGGAAAUAGUAUUCUCCCUGAACCCUCCUAGUGCAGCAGGACCUGAUAGCAUGAAUAGGAAGUUCUAUCAAGCCUGCUGGGAAGUGAUCAAGGAAGUUUUCCUCAAAGUUGUUCUGUCAUUCUUUAGAGGAAAUCCAAUGCCCAGAUAUAUGACCAAUGCAUGCCUUGUUCUCUUGCCUAAGGUUGAAUUCCCUAAAAGUCUCACAGAAUUCAGGUCAAUUAGUCUUAGCAACUUCAUCAACAAGAUUUUCUCCAAGGUUAUUUACUCAAGGCUUGGUCCCAUCCUCCCAAAGAUAAUCUCUACAAGCCAAUCUGGCUUUGUAAAGGGCAGGAACAUCUCUGAAAACAUUAUACUGGCACAAAAAAUAGAGCAUGGUAUCAAGAAGCCAACUGUGUGGUCAAAUGUGGUCAUCAAGCUUGACAUGGCCAAGGCCUAUGACAGAGUAUCCUGGAGUUUCACUUGCAUCAUGCUUAGGAGAAUGGGAUUCAGUGAAAUGACCAUUGACAUGAUCCGGAGAACUAUGUCCAAAAAACGGUACUCAGUCAUUGUUAAUGGCACAAGAUGUGGAUUCUUUCAAUCUACAAGAGGCCUUAAAUAG